Molecule: messenger RNA, 2983 nt
Organism: Erinaceus europaeus (western European hedgehog)
Lineage: Eukaryota; Metazoa; Chordata; Mammalia; Eulipotyphla; Erinaceidae
Gene: TTLL3
Product: tubulin tyrosine ligase like 3
Exons: 14
Coding region: 331-2967 (878 amino acids)
Biological process (GO): cilium movement; protein modification process; cilium assembly
Cellular component (GO): cilium
Source: RefSeq, a predicted model, not a curated record
GCAGGUAGUUUUCCAUAGAAGAGAGACACAGAUACACAGCCCACAGGCUUCCCUGCAUGCUGCCACGCGCCAGCCUGGACUACAUGCCUGCCCUGAACCAGUGAGUGCUCUCUCCAUAGCUCUCUCUCUCACCCUCCCUCCCGCCCUUCCUAUGCCUCUUUUGCUUUCACUGGCAUUUCACAGCUCCAGCCAGACUUCAUAUAGAGACAGAGAGGUAGAAAGAAAACAGCACUGAAGCUUCCAACUGUGGGCACUGGGCUUGAACCUGGGUUGUACCCAUGAACAGCUCCCCUUGUACUCUGGCCAGGCUUCUCCAAGACCUCCCUCCACAUGGGCCGGCUCCAAAGCGCCAAGAUACACGUGGAGAGAGCGAUCAAGCAGAAGAAGAUCUUCAUGAUCCAGGGCCGCUACCCGGUGAUCCGUUGUCUCCUGCGCCAGAGGGGUUGGGUGGAGAAGAAGGCGGCCCCGAACCCAAGCCUGGCCCUGCCGGCCACGCACAAGGACAGCUCUGCAGUGGGUGACAGCGACACCACGGUGGAUGAGGACGAGGAAGAGGAUGAGGCAGAUGCUGUCCGAUCGCCACCACCGCCACCGCCGCCACCACCGCAGCUGCUGAGCUUUGAGGGCCUGCUGGGCUUUGAGGACCUGGACGGGAAACAUGCUCUGAUGUCCCGCAUGGUCCGCAACGAGAUCCCCUACUUCAUCUGGACCACCCGGCGGGAUGUGCUGGACUGCCGCCUGCUGUCCAAGGACCAGAUGAUCAACCACUACGCCCGGGCCGGCUCCUUCACCACCAAGGUGGGCCUGUGUCUCAACCUCCGGAACUUGCCGUGGUUUGACCAGGCAGACGCCGACUCCUUCUUCCCACGCUGCUAUCGUCUGGGGGCUGAGGACGACAAGAAGGCCUUCAUAGAGGACUUCUGGCUGACAGCUGCCCGCAACGUUCUCAAGCUGGUGGUCAAGGAUGAGUGGAAGCCAUGCACCGUGCCUGCCCCGGAGGAGGACACCCCAGGUGACCAGCAGUCCAAGAGUUCAAAGAAGUCACUGGUGGUGCCCCCACAGUUUGUGGAGGAGGCCCUGCGUGCAUGUGAGGCGCACCUCAGCACCCUGGCGCACAUGGACAUCGACAAGGACGUGGUCACCCCCCUCGGCCUCAGCCCCGAUGGCUGGACCGUCUUCCUGCAGCGCUACUACCAGGUGGUCCACGAGGGGGCCGAGCUCCGGCGCCUGGAGGCCCAGGUGAAGCGCAGUGAGGACGUCCUGCAGCAGCUGCGCGCCUUCCUGCCCCAGAUGGACAUGGAAGGCGACCGCAACAUCUGGAUCGUCAAGCCGGGGGCCAAGUCCCGCGGCCGAGGCAUCGUGUGCAUGGACCACCUGGAGGAGAUGCUGAAGCUGGUGGACUGCAACCCGUUGGUGGUGAAGGACGGCAAGUGGGUGGUGCAGAAGUACAUCGAGCGGCCGCUGCUCAUCCUAGGCACCAAGUUCGACCUGAGGCAGUGGUUCCUCGUCACUGACUGGAACCCGCUCACCGUGUGGUUCUACCGGGAUAGCUACAUCCGCUUCUCCACUCAGCCCUUCUCCCUGGAGAAUCUGGACAACUCAGUGCAUCUGUGCAAUAAUUCCAUCCAGAAGCACUUGGAGAACUCAAGCCAACGGCACCACCUGCUGCCCCCUGAUAACAUGUGGUCCAGCCAGAAGUUCCAGGCCCACCUGCAAGAGGCAGGCGCCCCCGAUGCCUGGGCCUCGCUCAUCGUGCCCGGCAUGAAGGCGGCCGUGGUCCAUGCCCUGCAGACCUCGCAGGACACGGUGCAGGGCCGCAAGGCCAGCUUCGAGCUCUACGGUGCCGACUUCGUUUUUGGGGAGGACUUCCGGCCCUGGCUAAUCGAGAUCAAUGCUAGCCCCACCAUGGCGCCCUCCACGGCCGUGACUGCUCGCCUAUGCGCCGGGGUGCAGGCCGACACGCUGCGCGUGGUCAUCGACCGGAGGCUGGACCGAAGCUGUGACACAGGUGGCUUUGAGCUCAUCUACAAGCAGCCUGCCGUGGAGGUUCCCCAGUACAUCGGCAUCCGGCUCCUAGUGGAAGGCCUAACCAUCAGGAAGCCCUCAACGGCCUUUCCCCGGCGGCUGGGCGGCCAGCCCGAGCUCCCUCACCUGCCGACCCAGCCGGACUCAGGGGAGGGCGAGGACCUGGGCCCCCCGCCCCACAGACCAGCUUCCAGGAGAGCGGCUGAUGCCCGGAGCCUGGGGCACCCUGAGAAGCCAGAUUCCUCAGCCCUUGGAAAGGGGAAGAGGGCCAGGGCGAAGGUGGCCGCAGGCCUGGGCCAGCCCACUCCCCAGAAGUGGGACAGCCCCAGCGCUGGCCUCCUCAACAUGGCCUGUGCGGGUGGGGACAGGUCGCCCCCACACCUGGACAGAGGGCCUCUGAGUCUGAAGAACCCCCAGACCCUGGCCCCCCACCACUUCCCGGGGCUUCAGGCCAGGGCCCGGCUGCCAGCGGCCCACCUUCGCGGGCUCCGGCUGCAGCACAGCAGGUUGGUGGGCACCCAAGCCCUGUCGUCCACAGGCAAGGCCCUGCUCACCCUCCCCACCGCCAAGGUCUGGCUCUCCUUCCCACCCAGCCAGGAAGUCAAGCUGCUGCCCGGCACCCUGAAGCUGGGAAAGGCCGGUGCUCCCCGGCACCUUCCCAGUCCUCCCCAGUACCUUAGGUCCCCACACCCCGGAAGUGCCUUGUACCCUCGACCCUUUGACGUCAGAAGUCCUCCAAGUGGCCCCCCCAGGAAGACCAAGGCCAGAGGCAAGACGAAGGCCAGACUGUGUGACAAGCCCAAGGUCGAGUGCCCUGUGAAGGUCCUGAAACCUCUGAUCCUCGUGGGCACCCACCAGGGGCUGGGGGACCUGGGGGACCUGAGGCUGCAGAAACCCCUGCUCCGCCCCUCCCCAACCCCACCUGGAUACAGUGCCAAAUAAACAGGAGCAGGCGGCA